Messenger RNA from Cucurbita maxima (winter squash), 2749 nucleotides. RefSeq names its product U-box domain-containing protein 35-like. The transcript is spliced from 11 exons. Gene Ontology annotation, biological process: protein phosphorylation; protein ubiquitination. The record is from RefSeq and is a predicted model, not a curated record. Bases 251 to 2707 code for a protein of 818 amino acids. Gene Ontology annotation, molecular function: ATP binding; protein kinase activity; ubiquitin-protein transferase activity. NCBI's taxonomy places the organism in Eukaryota, Viridiplantae, Streptophyta, Magnoliopsida, Cucurbitales, Cucurbitaceae.
UACUUAAUAUCACCUUCAAAGUCUUGCUUUCAUGUCUGCGAAUGAGUUUAGGAAUGGACGACCAUAAACAAUUUUGACCAAUUUCCCCAUUUCUUCCCUUUCCCACACUAACACGAUUCCCAUUUUUACUUUGAUUUUCUGUGGACUUUUAAACGCAGGUUUUCUGGUUGCGAGGCACGGUGGACUUGGGCAUCUCCGGCGGCGGAUUCUGGCCGUGGAGGACAGUUCGAUGCAUUAGAGUUGCAUCAUUAUGGAGGGGAUGGAAGAGGAAGCCGAUCUUAUUUCACUGCCUUCCCCUUCUCCAGUUGUAGCCGUUGCUAUCAGUGGGAAGAAAAACAGUAGAUAUAUAAUUAGGUGGUCGUUGGAAAAGUUUCUACCUGAGGGCAUCAUUAAUUUCAAGCUGCUACAUGUCACACCGAGGAUUACUAGUGUCCCAACUCCAAAUAGCAUAUUCAAGCUGUAUGCCAAUGUUGAUGCAGUGGGGAAUUCAAUUCCAGUUUCACAAGUUCGUGACGAUGUCGCUGCAGCUUAUAGGAAAGAAAUCGGGUGGCAGACGAACGAAAAGCUUCUUCCAUACACGAAGAUGUUUGCUCAAAGAAAGGUUCAACUUGAUGUUGUGACUCUUGAAGCAGAUGAUGUGGCAAAUGCAAUAAUAGAAGAGGUCACGAAGUGUUCAAUUAGCAAGCUUGUUAUAGGAGUUUCAUCACAGGGUUUUUUCUCAUGGAAACUAAAUGGUCUAUCCUCAAGAAUAUCAGCACUUGCACCUAGACAUUGUACAGUCUAUGCUAUUUCAAAAGGACAAUUAGCCUCAAUACGGCAGCCUGAUAUGGAGACAAACGUGAGCAUUAAAGAUGAUGCGAGUGAAUCAAGUUCUGCAAAUAGCUACUUGAGCUAUUCAUCCAGCUCAGUUACUGAUAGCAAUUCGAGCUUAACUACGCCCUACUCUGAUUUCCCUUCUUCUUCCCCGUCCCUACCAUUACAACGAUUUCAAGCUCUUUCAACCAUCAACCAGACUCUUCUUACGACGAAAUCAAGCCCCAUUAAAGCUGAUCAUUCUAGAUGUCAAUCUGUUGAUAUUGAGGAUCAGGUGGAUGGUGUUCGUUCUUCUUCCUAUGUUUCAGAUUGUGCACGAACAUUGAGUCGAGACUCUAGCUGUAAAAGUUUGCCUACAGAUGGCCAAUCUUGGAUUGAUGAAGCUUCGUCCUCAGGCGUGUUCAGUGAUCACGUUUCAUGUGAAAGUCAGACGGAUGUCAACUUUGAGCUUGAAAAGUUGAGAAUCAAACUAAGACAUGCGAGAGGAAUGUACGCAAUUGCUCAACGAGAGACGAUCGAUGCCUCUCGAAAGCUGAACCAUCUAAAUAAACAACGAUUGGAGGAUGCUAGGAAGCUCGACGAGAUCAAGAACAGAGAGGUGGCUGCCAAAGAAUUUGCAAGGGAAGAGAGAACGAAGCGUGAAGCUUUAAGAAGAGAAGCGAAGUACGUAAAAGAACGUGCCGAAAGAGAGGGCAUCUACAGGAAGGAAGCAGAGACAAAAGCUCUUCAAGAUGUCAAAGAGAAAGGAAAGCAUGAGAAUGCUCUUGAAGGACCUCUGCAGCAAUACCAACAUUUUCAGUGGGAAGAUAUUGUUUCUGCAACAUCAUCUUUCUCAGAGGAUCUUAAGCUUGGAAUGGGAGCACAUGGAACAGUUUAUAAGUGCAGUUUACAUCAUACAACUGUAGCAGUAAAGGUUCUUCAUUCUAGAGAUGAUCACAAAAAGACCCAAUUUCUUCAGGAGCUUGAAAUCUUGAGCAAAAUCCAUCAUCCUCAUCUACUACUCCUCCUCGGUGCAUGUCCGGAUAUGAACUGUCUGGUUUAUGAGUACAUGGAAAAUGGUAGCUUGGAGGAUAGGUUAUACUGCAGAGGCAAUACACCUGCAAUUCCAUGGUAUGAGAGAUUCCGAAUAGCUUGGGAAAUAGCCUCGGCUCUCGUCUUUCUUCACAGCUCGAAACCAAAACCGAUAAUCCACCGUGAUCUUAAGCCAGCAAACAUAUUACUCGACCGAAACCUCGUGAGCAAAAUCGGCGACGUCGGUCUAUCUACCGUGUUUAACUCGGACCCAUUAAUGUCUACUGCAUUCAAUAACAGUGGACCUGUUGGGACUCUCUGUUACAUUGAUCCCGAGUACCAACGAAGCGGAUUAAUCUCGCUGAAGUCGGAUGUGUAUGCUUUUGGAAUGGUGAUCUUGCAGUUACUAACUGCAAAACCAGCAGUAGCACUAACCCAUGUGGUGGAAACAGCCAUUGAUAACUGCAGUUUAGAUAAGGUUCUGGAUAUAGAGGCUGGACAUUGGCCGGUGGAAGAAACAUAUGAACUAGCAAGAUUAGGACUUCACUGUGCAGAGAUGCAACGUAAAGAUAGGCCUGACUUGAAGGAUCAUGUGCUUCCCUUGUUGCUGACACUGAAAAACGUUGCUGAUGAGGCUCGAAGUUUGGCCUCGAAAGUUCCAGCUCCGAUUCCUAAUCAUUUCAUCUGUCCAAUUCUACAGGAUGUGAUGAAUGAUCCGUGUGUAGCUGCAGAUGGGUACACGUACGAUCGUUGGGCGAUCGAGAAGUGGCUACAAGAGAACGAUAACUCACCGAUCACGAAGUUGCCAUUGCCAGAUAAGAAUUUGAUACCAAAUUUCAGUCUUCUCUCUGCAAUUGUUGAGUGGAACUCCAGAAAAAACUGAUACUCACAGCCAUUUAUAAGAUAAAUUAAUUACAAGACAAAA